Messenger RNA from Mus pahari (shrew mouse), 2240 nucleotides. RefSeq names its product lipoprotein lipase (gene Lpl). The record is from RefSeq and is a predicted model, not a curated record. Gene Ontology annotation, biological process: lipid metabolic process. Gene Ontology annotation, molecular function: lipoprotein lipase activity; apolipoprotein binding. NCBI's taxonomy places the organism in Eukaryota, Metazoa, Chordata, Mammalia, Rodentia, Muridae. The transcript is spliced from 10 exons. Bases 302 to 1726 code for a protein of 474 amino acids.
UUAGAGUCCUCCCCCCAACUUAUGAUUUUAUAGCCAAUAGGUGAUGAGGCUUAUUUGCAUAUUUCCAGUCACUUAAACAGCUGUGCAGUGGAAACAGUGUCAGACUCUCGAUUUCUCCUCCUCCUCCUCCUCCUCCUCCGAGGAAUUCUGCCCCUUGUAACUGUUCUGCCCUCCCCUUUAAAGGUUGACUUGCCCUGCGGCGCUCCACCGCGCUCCAGUCCUCUGGCGCCUCCUGCUCAACCCGCGCCUGACUGCCCGCGCCUCGUAGUUCCAGCCGCAAAGCAGAAGGGUGCGCCGGGAGAUGGAGAGCAAAGCCCUGCUCCUGGUGGUCCUGGGAGUUUGGCUCCAGAGUUUGACCGCCUUUCGAGGAGGGGUGGCCGCAGCAGACGUGGGAAGAGAUUUCGCAGACAUCGAAAGCAAAUUUGCCCUAAGGACCCCUGAAGACACAGCUGAGGACACUUGUCAUCUCAUUCCUGGGUUACCAGACUCUGUGUCUAACUGCCACUUCAACCACAGCAGCAAGACCUUCGUGGUGAUCCACGGAUGGACGGUAACGGGAAUGUAUGAGAGUUGGGUGCCCAAACUUGUGGCUGCCCUGUACAAGAGAGAACCAGACUCCAAUGUCAUUGUGGUAGACUGGUUGUAUCGGGCCCAGCAACAUUAUCCAGUGUCAGCUGGCUACACCAAGCUGGUGGGAAAUGAUGUGGCCAGAUUCAUCAACUGGAUGGAGGAGGAGUUUAACUACCCCCUGGACAACGUCCACCUCUUAGGGUACAGCCUUGGAGCCCACGCUGCCGGCGUGGCAGGAAGUCUGACCAACAAGAAGGUCAAUAGAAUUACUGGCUUGGAUCCAGCUGGGCCUAACUUCGAGUAUGCAGAAGCCCCCAGUCGCCUUUCUCCUGAUGACGCUGAUUUUGUAGAUGUCUUACACACAUUUACCAGGGGGUCACCUGGUCGAAGUAUUGGGAUCCAGAAACCAGUAGGGCAUGUUGACAUUUAUCCCAAUGGAGGCACUUUCCAGCCAGGAUGCAACAUUGGAGAAGCCAUUCGUGUGAUUGCAGAGAGAGGUCUCGGAGACGUGGACCAGCUGGUGAAGUGCUCGCAUGAGCGAUCCAUUCAUCUCUUCAUUGACUCCCUGCUGAAUGAAGAAAACCCCAGCAAGGCGUACAGGUGCAACUCCAAGGAAGCCUUUGAGAAAGGGCUCUGCCUGAGUUGUCGAAAGAAUCGCUGUAACAAUCUGGGCUAUGAGAUCAACAAGGUCAGAGCCAAGAGAAGCAGCAAGAUGUACCUGAAGACUCGCUCUCAGAUGCCCUACAAAGUGUUCCAUUACCAAGUCAAGAUUCACUUUUCUGGGGCUGAGAAUGGCAAGCAACACAACCAGGCCUUUGAGAUUUCUCUGUACGGCACGGUGGCCGAGAGUGAGAACAUUGCCUUCACCCUGCCCGAGGUUUCCACAAAUAAAACCUACUCAUUCUUGAUUUACACGGAGGUGGACAUCGGAGAACUGCUGAUGAUGAAGCUGAAGUGGAUAAGCGACUCCUACUUCAGCUGGCCCGACUGGUGGAGCAGCCCCAGCUUUGUCAUCGAGAGGAUCCGAGUGAAAGCCGGAGAGACUCAGAAAAAGGUCAUCUUCUGUGCUAGGGAGAAAGUAUCUCACCUGCAGAAAGGAAAGGACUCAGCAGUGUUUGUGAAAUGCCAUGACAAGUCUCUGAAGAAGUCUGGCUGACCCUGGACAAACCAACAAGAGAAGAAAGCAUCUGAGUUCUUUGAAGACAGAAGAAAACAAAGUAAAUUUAAUUUAAAAAAAUACCCUUGUUUGGGUGUUUGAAAGUGGGUUUUCCUGAGUAUUAAUCCCAGCUCUAUCUUGUUAGUUAAACAGAAGACAGUCUCAAAUAUUUGGCUAACCCAGGGUGAGGAAUCUAAUGGCCCGUAGCAGGUCUUCCAGUAUCAGAAGACAGCAGGCAGGAGAAACAUGCUGUCUUAUAUCCCUUAAGGAGGAAUCAUUUGUUUCCAACAAUAUAAGAUUCCUUCAUAUGACCCAUUUGGUCAUGGUCUAAAAUCAGUAAGGGCUUCUUAUUUUUAUUAGAACUCUGAGGUUUUAAAUUGAGACCUUUUCAAAGUUUUCUCAAAGUCUAAUAUGGACAAUGUUUUUUUGUGGCAUGAGUCAGAUCCAUUUCUUUAGUGGUCAAAACACCUGGCCUUUGUAACUAGUUUUUUUACCAUUGGGAUAUGUCUCCCCC